GUAGAGUAUGCUAGAGUAGAAGACCGUUGACAUUCACUGUAAAGGAAACAAGUGUCUGCUUUUGUUGGUAUUUAUAGGGUGGUAAAAAUUGCCUUUAUUUGUUAAUUAGAUGAAGCAGUCCGAUAAUAGCCAGUGUGGAAGUGUAGACAUGUUUGAUAACUCACAGUAUCCAUAUAACUGCUUCAACUAUGAUGGAGAUGGAUACCCUUCCUGCAGCACAGAUGAAGACAAGAAGAUGUGUCGACCUGCUUACAGUUACAUAGCGUUGAUAGCCAUGGCCAUCCAGCAGAGUCCAGAGCACCGGGUCACCCUGUCAGGGAUCUAUGAGUUCAUCAUGAAGCGCUUUCCCUACUACCGGUCCAACCAGAGGGCAUGGCAAAACUCCAUACGACACAACCUCUCUCUCAACAGCUGCUUUGUUAAGGUUCCCCGUACGGAGGGAAAUGAGAAGGGGAAAGGCAACUACUGGACCUUCGCCACCGGUUGUGAGUCCAUGCUCGACCUCUUUGAGAACGGCAACUUUCGGCGUCGCCGGCGCCGACGCAACAUGAAGAUUGGUUUCAGAGAGCCUGGGGAGCCUUUCCUGCCAGUAAAUAACAACAAUAACAACAUCAACAACCAACAAAGCGGCUCCACCAGGCGGUCCGAUCCUAACCCCUACCCGGACUCCUUCUGCUCCAUCAGCCCUGCCCACAGACCAGGUCACCACAACCCCCUCAACCCAAACUGCCAGGGGAAACCAGAACCGGAAAUUAAAUUCAGUAUUGACUACAUCCUCUCCACCCAAGACCCCCCUCUGCCGGGCUUCAGACCCCCACAUAGUGGUACAACAGAGCCCCACAUACACAUUCUGGAGCCCCAACACCUCAACCUGCACUUCUGGACCCUGUGAGUGUCACAGUCUUGACUAGAAAGAGAGCGAAAGACUAUGUCUGAAAGACUGGAUGGUUUUCCCUCCAUAUCUGAAUUAGUAAAUGAAGAGAUCGAAAGACUAUAUCUGAAAGACUGGAUGGUUUUCCCUCCAUAUCUGAAUUAGUAAAUGAAGAGAUCGAAAGACCUCCUUUUGUGCAAGGGGAUAUUUUAUUGACUUGUCCUGUAAUUAAAUAACAUAGAGAGGUCCAGUAUUGUGCUGUGGAUCCUAGCUGAUUAUAGUAAAUAUACAUUAGUAUACACUCAAAAGAAACUUGUACACUGUUCAUAGUCUUGUCCCAAGGCAUACAUGUUUACAUUACGCUUUAUCCAUAAAGUGGGAUGUUCUGUUGCGAAGGUCUGUGAAAAUAAUGAUUCACCUAUAUAAUAUCUAUAAUCUAUAUAAUAUCUUGCCUAUUUUAAGUACAGGAUAAUACAGAGUAUGCUGACUGUAUGAGAAAGCUGAUAAAACUGAAGGGAGUGUGAUAUCAUCAUGAACUAUUAAGAUUAAAAGGUAAUAAUCUCUACAAUGUUUUGGGCUAGUGAAAGUGUCAAAGCAAUGAACAGGGUAAAGGGCACAUGUCACAGCUGGUACUCAGCCACUUCAACCCUUGUUGUGAUUGAAGGCAAUUAUCAUGAGGUUGAAUUAAUCCAGGCUGAGCCCUCUCUAAACCUAAUCUUUCCCAAUGACCUUUUAAAUUCUCCUGAGACUGACAUAGUCCAUAUUUAAUCCAGGCAUUCCAUUAAAAUACAUUAUAUUCAUAUAUUGUAUGUAGGAGUUUAAACAUGGGGUCUACUCUGCUAACAUUUAUUUCCCUGUUAUGAGGAGGGAUAUCAAUCAUCUCCGGGCUUCUCUUGCUUGUUUGAAGGGACAAUUUUCAAUUUAACCUUUCUAUUAUGCCGUGACUACAUCAUUCAGGACAGGAGGGGUUUCAACAGAACACAACAACACACUUAACAUGAGUGGCAUUUAAUAUAGCAUUACACUUGCAAGGUGAGACCGAGAUGUGACCCUAGUCAAAUACAGAGGCCUGCCAUAACAUUGCCGCAACCCCCU
Molecule: messenger RNA, 1966 nt
Organism: Salvelinus fontinalis (brook trout)
Lineage: Eukaryota; Metazoa; Chordata; Actinopteri; Salmoniformes; Salmonidae
Product: forkhead box protein L3-like
Exons: 4
Coding region: 110-892 (260 amino acids)
Biological process (GO): anatomical structure morphogenesis; cell differentiation; regulation of transcription by RNA polymerase II
Molecular function (GO): RNA polymerase II cis-regulatory region sequence-specific DNA binding; DNA-binding transcription factor activity, RNA polymerase II-specific
Source: RefSeq, a predicted model, not a curated record